This is a messenger RNA of Prunus armeniaca (apricot), 831 nucleotides long. The record is from the annotation of a GenBank genome assembly. Lineage: Eukaryota; Viridiplantae; Streptophyta; Magnoliopsida; Rosales; Rosaceae.
AUGAAUGCUAAUAAUGCUGCUUCUCUUGUCACGGGGGCUGAUUCUAUACUCUUAGCACAUGCUUUACCAUUGGACAAAGAUAUCCAGAGUCGGGAGAUCUUUGGUCGUGGUACUAAAAGAGAGGGGGGUCUUUAUUAUGUGGAUGAUGUGGCAACUAGUCGGGGUGUACUCCAUGAGACUACUUGCCCUCAAACACCACAACAUAAUAGGGUUGCUGAACGUAAAAAUGGGCAGAUCCUUGCUGUUGCCCUUGUUCUACUGCUUGGUGCGUCAGUUCCAAAGCGGUUCUGGAUGGAUGCUAUUACCUAUGCAGUCUAUCUCUUGAAUCAUCUACCUUCACGAGUUUUGGAUUUCCAAACUCCUAUACAGAAACAUAGUGAAGGACAUAACUGGCUAGAUUUACAAGGGGGAGUAGUAGUGGAUAGUUUGAUACAAAGGGAAGAACCAACCGAACCUGCUACACUAGUUGAACCUGCUAUUUUAACUUAUGUCACUACUGUCAUUGAACCAAUUGCCUUCCAUGAAGCUUCUCUAAUAGUACCCGAUCAAGCUCCCCUGUAUAUUCCUGAGGUAAGUGCUUAUAUUCAUACUUCUGAUAAUUCUUAUGUUCUAUCGCCUAGACAGAACCAUGGGGUUCCACCUGAUCGUUACUCACCAGAAGGCAAAGCAAGAUAUGCUAUUGCCCAUUAUGUGUUUGAUCACAGGUUAUCUCCUGAGUGCAAAGCGUUUGUGACUAGAAUAGAUAGUAUUAAAAUUCCAACCCGUGUUGAGGAGGCAUUUAAUGAUCCAAAGUGGGCUGGAGCCAUGAAUAUUGAAAUGGAGGCGUUGUAG